Molecule: messenger RNA, 546 nt
Organism: Penicillium daleae
Lineage: Eukaryota; Fungi; Ascomycota; Eurotiomycetes; Eurotiales; Aspergillaceae
Exons: 1
Coding region: 1-546 (181 amino acids)
Source: RefSeq, a predicted model, not a curated record
AUGAACCCGGACAGCUUGCCACAACAAUUAGCACCUCGCAAAUUGUCCGAGACUGAUUUAAUCUAUGAGGUCGUCAACACCGGCAGUAUUCCUCUGCAGAAAGACAAUAAUCCGUGGAUAAGUGCAACAAACUACGCCAUUGACACUAAAGAGCAGGCGCUGUGCCUGUACAUCGAAACUCACGCUGAUGUCAAGAUCGGUCUCGGUGAGCAGGUUAAAGCAUGGCACCGCAGUUGGCAACAAUUCACCUUUGAUAAAACCACUGAGAAUAUAAUCUCGAAACAGACCAGGGAGGAGAAAUACACCAGCACCGAUGUGGAAUGGUGGAAAUGGCUCGUUGCGGCUUUGAUGGGCCCCCUCGGCUUGAGGAUAGAAGGUGUGACUGUUGCUAUCGUUGAAGGAAAUGCUCCAAAUCUUGGAGGGACAAUCGCUUCCAUUGGAAAGAACCUGCUCCAGUGGCUUGAGCAGAAAACAGUCAUGCUGAAGAAAAUCAAAACCCCAAAUCAUGUUGUUAUCUCUCUUGAUGUUGAUUUUCAUCCGGCGUGA